Messenger RNA from Paracoccidioides brasiliensis Pb18, 1911 nucleotides. RefSeq lists its product as uncharacterized. The coding region runs from base 1 to 1911 and encodes 636 amino acids. Gene Ontology annotation, cellular component: membrane. Gene Ontology annotation, biological process: amino acid transmembrane transport. The transcript is spliced from 2 exons. Gene Ontology annotation, molecular function: L-amino acid transmembrane transporter activity. The record is from RefSeq and is a predicted model, not a curated record.
AUGACUGUCUCCUUCAAAGAUCCGCAACGGCUAACUGGCGAUCCAUCCCGCGACUCUCUCGAACUCGCCUCUCUCGCCGCCUCCUCGGAUUCCGACGCACACCACCAUCGGCAACGCCAAUCCGGCAGCUCCAGUCCCUCGGGCAUCUCCUCCUCGCGUAAGGCCUCUGUCGAUCUCCAGGACCCCCUCUCCUCGACCCCUCUCCGCGAUGCCGCCUCCUCCACCCCCCGCUCGCGCAACGCCCGCUCCUACUCCGUCUCCUCCGCCUUCGACUUCGGCAGUACCCUCUUCCCGCUCUCCCAGACCGUCAGCGGGUAUACACCGCUCGGCGCACCCUCCUCCGUGUUCUCGCUGGACAGACACCAUGCGGCUGCCGACAGCUUGCUGGAACGGCACAAGACCCUCUCGUAUCUCAACGGCCUGUCAUUGAUCAUCGGCCUGAUCAUCGGAUCCGGCGUCUUCUCGUCGCCGGGCCAGGUCAACUCGAACGCCGGAUCACCCGGUGCCUCGCUCAUCGUGUGGGCCGUCGCGGGUGUGCUGGCCUGGACUGGCGCGGCGAGCUAUGUAGAGCUGGGCGGCGCGAUACCGCUGAACGGCGGUGCGCAGGUGUACCUCUCCAAGAUAUUUGGGGAGCUGGCGGGGUUCCUGUUUACGUGGUCAGCGGUGUUUGUCCUAAAGCCAGGUUCUGCCGCCAUCAUCUCGAUCAUAUUCGGCGAAUAUGUCGUCCGUGCGGUCGUAGGGGCCGACGUCGAGACGGUUAACCCCUGGAUUAACAAAGGCGUGGCUCUUCUGGGGCUUCUGGUUGUCACGGCCGUGAACUGCAUAUCCACGCGCCUGGCUACCCGCAUCGGCGAUAUGUUUAUGUUUUUCAAGUUUCUGGCGCUGCUGGGUGUCACUGUUAUUGCCAUCGUCGUUGCUGCUACGGGCCUGUCGUAUAACGAUGAGGCUGACCGGAAAUGGCUGACCACCAGCUGGUUCGAGGGCACCAGCACCGACGUCUCAAGCUGGGCUGUAGCUCUCUAUGCGGGCCUGUGGGCGUUUGACGGCUGGGAUAACACAAACUAUGUGACCGGCGAGUUCAAAAACCCCAGCCGCGACCUGCCCCGUGUAGUCCACACCUCCAUGCUGGCCGUGAUCCUAAGCUACAUGCUCGCGAAUGUCGCAUACUUCUUCGUCCUUCCCUCCACCACCCUCAACGCCACAAACACCGUCGCCGUCCAAUUCGGCGGCAAGGUCUUUGGCCCCAUCGGCGCCCUCGUCUUCGCCCUCGUCGUCUCCGCCAGCUGCUUUGGCGCUCUGAACGCGACGACUUUCACGGCCGGGAGACUCGUCUACGCCGCUGGGCGCGAAGGGUACCUGCCCUCCCUCUUUGGGAACAUCGGCAUAGCGGGCUCCGCAAGCACGUCAGCGGAUAUCAGCGGCGGCAGCAGCCGUCUGCGCCAUCGCUCCUGGUUCCACAAGGCGCUCAUCCGCCUGUUCGGCGACGACAUCGGCAUCGCCUACACACCCAUCAACGCCCUGCUUUUCAACAGCGCGCUGAUAAUCCUGUACAUCAUCGUGGGCGAAUUCGGCACGCUGGUGACCUUCUACGGCGUGGCCGGGUAUACGUUCUAUUUCCUGACUGUGCUGGGGCUUAUUGUCCUGCGGAUCCGGGAGCCGUAUUUGGAACGGCCGUACAAGACGUGGAUUACGACGCCGAUUAUCUUCUGUUGCGUCAGCUUGUUUUUGCUUAGUCGGGCGGUGUUUGCGGAGCCGUUGAAGACGCUUCUUGUGCUUGGCUUUAAUGCGGUGGGUGUGCCAGUUUACUUUUGGAUGAUCGGGAAGAGAGAUGGCAAGAGCUGGUGUAAGGGGGUGAGGGAGAUGGAGGGAGUGGGUUGGUGGAAGUUUUGGAAGCGGUGGGAACGGCCGUGA